Messenger RNA from Zingiber officinale, 1273 nucleotides. Its product is annotated as very-long-chain enoyl-CoA reductase-like. Lineage: Eukaryota; Viridiplantae; Streptophyta; Magnoliopsida; Zingiberales; Zingiberaceae. Gene Ontology annotation, biological process: very long-chain fatty acid biosynthetic process. Gene Ontology annotation, molecular function: oxidoreductase activity, acting on the CH-CH group of donors. The record is from RefSeq and is a predicted model, not a curated record. The coding region runs from base 89 to 1021 and encodes 310 amino acids. The transcript is spliced from 4 exons.
GCCAUGCCCUGCUUGUGAUCUGCUCCUGCCUUGCCCACUUCUUUUCUUCCUCGUUUGUGGGCACUCUCGGAGUUGGAGGCAGAAAAGGAUGAAGGUAACCCUUGUGUCUCGCAGCGGGAGGGAGGUCAUCAAGGGUGGGAUUGAACUCGCCGACGGGGCUACUGUAAGCGAUCUACAGGAAGCUAUACAUGGUCGAAUUAAAAAAUAUUAUCCUUCGAGACAGCGGCUUACCCUUCCACUGCAAGCUGGAAGUCAAGGAAAACCAAUUGUACUUGUUCCAAAGAGUAAAUUGGCAGACUAUUGCGAUGGGAAUGCCAACAACUUAACUGUUCUUUUCAAGGAUUUAGGCAUACAAGUUUCUUACAGCACUCUUUUCUUCUGGGAGUAUUUGGGCCCACUAAUUAUCUACCCCAUCUGCUACUACUUUCCAGUGUACAAGUACUUUGGUUAUGAGGGUGAGCGAGUUGUUUACCCAGUCCAGACAUAUGCUUUGUACUAUUGGUGCUUCCAUUAUUUCAAGCGUAUCAUGGAGACUUUCUUCAUUCAUAGAUUCAGCCAUGCAACUUCACCUCUCUCCAAUGUAUUCAGAAACUGUGCCUAUUACUGGACUUUUGGAACAUACAUUGCUUACCAUGUGAAUCAUCCACUGUAUACACCUGUCGGUGAUCUGCAAAUGAAGAUUGGAUUCACAUUUGGGUUGAUUUGCCAAAUUUCAAACUUGUACUGCCAUCUCAUUUUGAGGAACCUCAGAAGCCCUAGUGGUAACGGUGGCUACCAGAUCCCUGGGGGGUUUUUGUUCAACAUAGUGACUUGUGCAAACUACACAACAGAGAUCUACCAGUGGCUUGGUUUCAAUAUUGCUACUCAAACAAUAGCAGGUUAUGUGUUCCUCAUAGUGGCUAGUCUCAUUAUGACUAACUGGGCCCUCGCAAAGCACCGGCGACUCAAGAAGUUAUUUGAUGGAAAAGAGGGGCGGCCUAGGUAUCCACGACGUUGGGUAAUACUUCCUCCGUUCAUCUGAGCUUCAGAAAUUUGGAGCUGCAGGCAACUGGAACAUGUGCUUACUUUGUACACCUGAAAUUUCUCCUUUCAGGUUUUUAUCUCUGAAUUUUCUAUUCAGAUAGAACUUCUGUUUACUCCCUGUAGGUUUUUACUUGUGAUGGUUGUUGUUAACCGAUGGGUAGAAAUAUGUAGGCAGUGAAACUUGUUCUGUCUGCAUUGCAAAUUCUACAUAGCUGGGAACAAAUUUCAUAUCAAAUGUCUAGUUUCCUUG